AUGGCCGCGCGGCGGCAGCGGAAGCUGCUGGGAUUCGGGCCUCGCUGGCAGAGCGCUGAUCCCACGGAGUCGCUGACGCGAGCGCAUGAGGUGGAGCAAGCCUUGCAGAACUUGAAGGAGGUCUGCCAGCAGCAGAAGGUCCAGCGGCACGGGCAGGCGGAGUGCGCUGCGGAGCUCGGCGAGGCGAUUCGCCUCACCAGGCGCCGGGGCCAAGCCGUGGAGUCCUUCGGCCGCCGCGAGGACGGCCAGUGGCUCUUGGAGUUGGAGGAGGCGCUCUACCUGGCCGAGCGCGGCAGCCUGGAAGCCCAAGCCCUGGAAGCCGAGGCGUCUUCGGAGCCCGCAGGCAAGCGCCGCCGCUUGAGCGUGCCAGAGUUGUACCGCCGCGUGGCGGAGGACCCGCAGCUGGACUUGGAUGCCUACCUAGUGUACUCGCAUUUGAGGAGAUCUGGCUACCGGGUUACUCGUCCGGCAGAAGGGCCUGUGAAGUCAUGGGACCUGGGAGGCUGCCCUGCGAAGGUUCACGUGGUCCGGCCCGAUGAGUGCGUGCUGGCAAGCCUCCGGGCAGCAGGGGCCACGGCUUCAACGUCUCUUGAGGAGCCGCUGGGCGUCGCGGUGGCCAUGUGCGCCAAGGGCAGCCCCUGCUUCCUGGAGCUUGCGAGGCCGCUGCUUCCGGGCGAUCCGGGCGAUCCGGAACCAGGAUGCAGCGCUGAGGAGGCCGCAGCUCCAGCUGUUGCCCCGCCCGCUCCCCCGCCAGAAGAGGAGGCCCAUUUAGCGCCUUCGGCCCGCUACGCCGCGAUGCUACAGCGCGUAGCGAGCCUGGCAGAAGCGGGAGUACCAGGCAGGGCUGCUGGCAAGGCCUCCAUGGAUGCGUGGCUUUGA
Messenger RNA from Effrenium voratum, 879 nucleotides. The record is from the annotation of a GenBank genome assembly. Lineage: Eukaryota; Dinophyceae; Suessiales; Symbiodiniaceae.